This is a messenger RNA of Onychostoma macrolepis, 662 nucleotides long. It is a transcript of the gene mrpl14, whose product is annotated as mitochondrial ribosomal protein L14. Gene Ontology annotation, biological process: translation. NCBI's taxonomy places the organism in Eukaryota, Metazoa, Chordata, Actinopteri, Cypriniformes, Cyprinidae. The coding region runs from base 101 to 526 and encodes 141 amino acids. Gene Ontology annotation, cellular component: mitochondrion; ribosome. Gene Ontology annotation, molecular function: structural constituent of ribosome. The record is from RefSeq and is a predicted model, not a curated record. The transcript has 3 exons.
UGCCAUUGAAUCAAUACAAGAAAAAGAGCAAACGUCGCUUUCUUAUGACGCAGACGUGUGUAUGACAUUGGUGUGGCGUGAAUGAUCUGAGCAGGUCAGGAUGGCCCUGUCGUUGUCCGGGGUGAUUUUGCCCAAACUGAUGCAGCAGAGGGCUUUCAGCGUCUCAGCAGCUGUGGCCGCAAUUCAGAAGUUAACACGCGUGAGGGUGGUCGACAACAGCGCUCUCGGAAAUGCCCAUCACCACCGUCCACCAAAAGUCAUUCAUGUAUACACCAAGAAUGGAAUCGGGAAAGUGGGAGACAGAGUCUUACUGGCCAUUAAAGGACAGAAGAAAAAAGCUCUCAUAGUAGGUCACAAGAUGCCUGGAGCUCGAAUGACCCCACGCUUUGACUCAAAUAAUGUGGUGUUGAUCGAAGAGAAUGGAAACCCCACAGGAACAAGAAUAAAAGCUCCUAUACCAACACAUCUGCGCAAAAUGGAGGGGGAAUACUCUAAACUGUUAGCCAUUGCUCAGCGAUUUGUUUAAAUUGGUGUUUUUGUAUUCUGGGAGGAACUACUUAUCUUUGUAAAUAUAAAAAAAAUAAUGUUCAGGUAACCAUUCAGGUAAUUAACCUUCAUGGUUACUUGUGGAAUAAUUUCUAAUAAAAAUGUGGAUGAAACUA